AUGCACAUGCUCGGUGUGGAGACUACAGUCCCCCAAAGCCACAUAGCACGACCCCUCCACAUCCUCCUCCUCUUCCCCCUUCAAGGGGCAUGCCUGCUGAACCCGGCCUGAGUAGGGAGAUGCUGACAGGACAGAAGCUCUGCCAGUCCAAGUCCCACCAGGACUCCGUCCUUGCAGCCCUCAACCAGCAGAGGAAGGACGGCCUGCUGUGUGAUGUCACCCUGGUCGCUGGGGAGCACAAAUUCCACGCACACAAAGCCGUCUUGGCUGCGUGCAGCGAUUACUUCCGGGCCAUGUUCAGCUUGUGUAUGGUGGAGAGCGAGGCGGACGAAGUGACUCUGCAGGGAGUGACCAGCGUAGGACUGAAACACGCGCUAGACUUUGCCUACACAGGACAGAUCUUGCUGGAGCCAGGCGUGAUCCAGGACGUCCUGUCGGCAGGCAGUCACCUUCAACUGCUGGAGCUGCUCAGCCUCUGCUCCCACUACCUCAUCCAGGAGCUGAGUAGCGUGAACUAUCUGGAGUUGUACCGCGUGGCGGACCUGUUUCACCUCCCUGCCUUAGAGGAGGCCGUGGUGAGCUUCCUGGUGGAGCACCUCUCUGACCUGAGCCAGAGUCACCAGGAGGAGGCCCUGCAGCUCCCCUACCGCCUCCUCAGGGAGGUGCUGAAGAGCGACCGCCUCACCUGCCUCAGCGAAGAGGAAAUAUGGAAGCUGCUGGUGCGGUGGCUGGAGCAUGACUGUCGCUACCAGUGCACCGAGGACCUGCUGCAGCAUGUGCGCUAUGGCCUGAUGGACGUGCCCACUUUGCACCAGCUGGCCCACAGUCAUCCGCUGGUCCAGUCUAGCCCCACUGCCACCGCCCUGGUGGAGGAGGCCCUGGAUUACCACCACGCCACCUUCGCCCAGCCUCUGCGGCAGUCGGCCCGCACCAGGCCCCGCUUCCAGUCCCUCACCCUCUACAUCAUAGGCGGGCGGAAGCGGGAGGUGAGCCGGGUGAGGGAGCUGCGCUACUUCAACCCUGCCACCCAGGAUCACGUGCGUGUCGCCGGGGGGUCGAACUGGAGCGAGCUGACGCCCAUGCCCUCCGGGCGCAGCCACCACUGCGUGGCUGUCAUGGGGAACUUCCUGUUUGUGGCGGGCGGGGAGGUGGAGCACCCCACGGGGAGGACGUGCGCGGUGAGGACGGCGUGUCGGUACGACCCCCGGGGUAACCGCUGGACUGAGAUAGCCCCUAUGAAGGCCUGCAGGGAACAUUUUGUGUUGGGGGCCCUGGGCCAGUAUUUGUAUGCUGCGGGAGGCAGGAAUGAGCUGAGGCAGGUGCUGCCCUCGGUGGAGCGCUACUGUCCCAAGAGGAACAAAUGGAUGUUCGUCCAGUCCUUCGACCGCUCGCUGUCCUGCCACGCUGGCUGUGUGGCUGACAACUUGCUCUGGGUUUCAGGUGGGGUGACGAACACGGCUCAGUACCAAAAUCGUCUGAUGGUGUACGAUCCAGAACAGAACCAGUGGCUCACCCGCAGUCCCAUGCUGCAGAGGCGUGUGUACCACGUCAUGGCGGCGGUGCGGAGGCAGCUGUACGUGCUCGGGGGGAACGACCUGGACUACAACAACGACCGCAUCCUGGUGCGACACAUUGACUCAUACAACAUGGACCUGGACCAGUGGACGCGCUGCACCUUCAGCCUCCUCACGGGUCAAAACGAGUCUGGAGUAGCAGUCCACGAUGACAGGAUCUACGUGGUUGGCGGGUACUCCAUUUGGACAAAUGAACCCUUGGCCUGCAUUCAGGUGCUGGAUCUGAGCACGGAGGGAAAAGAGGAGGUGUUUUAUGGACCGACGUUGCCAUUUGCCUCCAAUGGGAUUGCAACCUGUUUCCUCCCUGCACCAUAUUUUACCUGCCCCAACCUACAAACACUUCAAGUACCUCAUCACAGGAUUGGGGCGGUUUAAAAAAAUCAACCCUAUGUACUUAAACAUUGACCCAUAAUCAGAGGAUGGUUCAUGAAGUAAAGUCCUUCAACUGUGGAACACAAUGGGUCCCUCCUCCCUGUGGUCUGGUCUCAGUCUCAUACGUGGUGAGAUCCUGGCCACCAG
Molecule: messenger RNA, 2093 nt
Organism: Lampris incognitus (smalleye Pacific opah)
Lineage: Eukaryota; Metazoa; Chordata; Actinopteri; Lampriformes; Lampridae
Gene: klhl32
Product: kelch-like family member 32
Exons: 10
Coding region: 90-1949 (619 amino acids)
Molecular function (GO): protein binding
Source: RefSeq, a predicted model, not a curated record